Messenger RNA from Papaver somniferum (opium poppy), 936 nucleotides. Its product is annotated as UDP-N-acetylglucosamine transferase subunit ALG14 homolog. The transcript has 6 exons. The record is from RefSeq and is a predicted model, not a curated record. Lineage: Eukaryota; Viridiplantae; Streptophyta; Magnoliopsida; Ranunculales; Papaveraceae. Bases 221 to 730 code for a protein of 169 amino acids. Gene Ontology annotation, biological process: dolichol-linked oligosaccharide biosynthetic process. Gene Ontology annotation, cellular component: UDP-N-acetylglucosamine transferase complex.
CAUUUCUCUUUCUCGCAUCAGCUUGUGAUAAUUUGGGUUGGUUCCAAGAUUCAAUCUGAAACCAUCUCCCCUGCUCAUGAAGGAUUGCUGCUACCUUGCAUCUAUUCUGGGCUAGAUAAAUGGAAACACAUCAAUGGAAAUGUGAGCCAACUGCUUUGCAUAUGCAAUUCUGCGUUUAAGGGCCAUCACCAUAAUUGAAUAAGGUGGUCACACGGCUGAGAUGCUUAGUCUCAUCCGUGUGCUUCAAUGGGACAGGUUUACACCGCGAGUCUACAUAGCAGCUUCAACUGAUAAUAUGAGUCUUCAGAAAGCUCAAGUACUGGAAGCCUCUAUGGUUGGUCAGGCAGAUCCUGACAAGCUAAAGGUAACAGUUCAGUUCAUGCAAAUUUACCGAAGCCGAGAAGUAGGUCAAUCAUAUUUGACAUCAGUAGGGACAAUACUAAUUGCUUUGCUUCAUGCUCUGCUGUUGAUGAUAAAAAUCAGGCCUCAAGUGAUCCUCUGCAAUGGCCCUGGGACGUGUUUUCCUCUCUGCGUAAUCGCAUUCCUAUUUAAGGUUCUUGGGAUUAGAUGGUCAUCCAUAUUUUAUGUUGAGAGUAUCGCUAGGGUCAAGAGGUUAUCUUUAAGCGGCCUUCUUCUUUACAAGCUGCAUAUUGCUGAUCUCAUUUUUGUGCAGUGGCCUCACCUACAAAAGAAAUAUCCCCAAACUCUCUAUGUUGGUUGUCUUAUGUAGGAACGCAGUGAUGCCAUUACAGCAACUGCUGUAUGUCAGUUUUCAUAUGAAAUAUGUUGGGUAUAUGUACCUUUUCCUGAUUAAGCCAUGCCUGUUGAGAUUUUAACAGGUAAGGAAGAAGAGUGUAAAUAACUUUAUCUCUCUGUUGACACAAUGGACGAAUUUUGUUUUUAAUAUUAUGGUUUUGUUUGGUUGUCUUGCUUCUA